Penicillium verhagenii is the source of this 1035-nucleotide messenger RNA. RefSeq lists its product as uncharacterized. The transcript has a single exon. Gene Ontology annotation, biological process: positive regulation of transcription by RNA polymerase II. Bases 1 to 1035 code for a protein of 344 amino acids. Gene Ontology annotation, molecular function: DNA-binding transcription factor activity; transcription cis-regulatory region binding. The record is from RefSeq and is a predicted model, not a curated record. Gene Ontology annotation, cellular component: nucleus. Lineage: Eukaryota; Fungi; Ascomycota; Eurotiomycetes; Eurotiales; Aspergillaceae.
AUGCUCAACUUCGGCAUGGGCAGCGUAUCAAGCGCCGCACAACGCCAGCAGCGAAUGCUCCGCACGAUAGGACAGAAUCUCCAGUUGGUCACUCGGCCAGGUACUUGUGCUACCAGAGAUGUUGCAUCAACGGGGACCAACCUGGCAGACCAUGAAGCACUGCUCACAGCUGUCGUGUUACAGGGCGUUGUUAUCGCACAGUCAGAAGAUGGGAUUUUGGAACCCCAUAUGCGAUGCGCCUCAUUCCUCAUGGAGUCAUUGGACUAUUAUCACCAGAUACCACGUUCUGCGCUUAUGCGGAUGACUGUGCAAAGAUUUGCCAUGGUUGAUCUUAUGUUGGCCUUCUCGCGACAACGACAACCGUAUGCACCGAAGGACUUUGUGCUUCAUCGGCCUGAUACCGAGAGAUGGGAUCAGUCGGAGCCAUCGUUCCAUAAGAUGACUGGUUGUCCCCAGCCACUUAUGUGCUUCCUAGUACAGAUUGCACAUUUGGCAUGUGACAUGGAGCAACGUUUAGAAAAUGACGAAUCGGUCGACGACUUGCUUUCUCUGGGUUAUUGGCUCGAGAGUGACCUUCGUUCAUGGGGUGCGCAAUGUAUAGAAUCCAUUUCGAGUGACUGUGUGCGCCCGCCCUUGGAUAUUCUGACAGAGUGUUUCUAUUGGACUUCUCAUCUCUUACUUGCACGACGGGUAUUUCGAGAUCCAACCCGGUCACCUCGGGUGCAACAUUUAACACAUACUUGCUUUCGUUUGAUGGAUCAACUAUCGACCGGAUGUGGGCCCGACUCGUCACUACCACAACCUUUCUAUCUCGCUGCACGCGAAGCAAUCACCCUAGAAGACCGCAGAUGGGUGCGACAGAAACAUGAAUCAAUGACAGCGUAUUACCGAGAGCAGCAACGGAAUACGGCGAUGCGGCUGACGGAGCAGGUUUGGGAGAUCACGGAUCAGGCCGAGUCUAUGAGGUUGUCAAUUUCUCGUGCGGACAAACAGAUCAGGAUGCUGGAUGAACAAUCUUGUCUUUUCAUAUUUUGA